Ilex paraguariensis (yerba mate) is the source of this 612-nucleotide messenger RNA. Lineage: Eukaryota; Viridiplantae; Streptophyta; Magnoliopsida; Aquifoliales; Aquifoliaceae. The record is from the annotation of a GenBank genome assembly.
AUGGGUAAUGGAUAUCAUCAGAGUCAUCUUCAUCACCAAAACUUCCAUAACAGAAGCACUUUCUUGCCGACUUUGUGCCGAGUAUCGAUCAAAGACAUAAAGCUCUCGAGAGCACAUUCAUCCUCCUCCGAUGACCCUUCAUCCCCAAGAGUCAGCUGCAUGGGCCAGGUCAAGAGAAACAACAAAGUCAAUGGCUUCCCAACUCCAUACAAAUUCCACUCUCCAACUUCCACCACCACCAAAGCUCAUCCUCACAACCACCACAUGAAAUACACAAAGCUCAAGAGGCUGCUUUCUGGCAAAAACCUAACUGCCACCACCACCACUGCCCCCGCCGCCGCCAUCGCCACUAGUAGCGGUUGUAAUAGCAGAAGAGGCAUGAUUAUAUGUGAUACUAGAAGGCCCAGGUUCAAUUAUCAUAAUAAUGUCCCAGUCAACAUUGUUGAAUUGGAUCCGCCUUUGCCGGUGGUCCGAAGGGUGGAGCCUCCGGCCACUGGCCGUGAUGAAGGUAAUCUAUGGAAGAGAAGAUCUGGUAAGAUGGCAUUGAAAGGUUUACAGAUUGAACAAAUUAAUGUACCUGACAAUCAGUACUUACCACCAGCAUCCAUAUGA